This is a messenger RNA of Menidia menidia (Atlantic silverside), 846 nucleotides long. Lineage: Eukaryota; Metazoa; Chordata; Actinopteri; Atheriniformes; Atherinopsidae. The record is from the annotation of a GenBank genome assembly.
UUUCUUGGUCGGGACGGUUAUAGGGAGCACAGGAACCGCGCUCUUCUCAGAGCUUGUUUAAAAUCAUGCCGAAGUUUUAUUGUGACUACUGUGAUACUUACCUUACACAUGACUCGCCGUCGGUGAGGAAAACCCACUGCAGCGGUAGGAAACACAAGGAAAAUGUGAAGGAUUACUACCAGAAAUGGAUGGAGGAGCAGGCCCAGAGCCUGAUCGACAAAACAACGGCUGCAUUUCAGCAGGGAAAGAUUCCUCCCACACCGUUCCCCGGUGGCCCUCCCCCAGCUGGCCCUCCUCGACCGGGCAUGCUGCCAACUCCCCCCAUGGGAGGUCCACCUAUGAUGCCCAUGAUGGGGCCUCCACCACAUGGGAUGAUGCCCGGUGGGCCUGGAGGCAUGAGGCCACCGAUGGGAGGACCCAUGCAGAUGAUGCCAGGACCGCCACACAUGAUGCGCCAUCCUCGCCCAAUGAUGAUGCCAGUCAGGCCGGGCAUGGCGCGACCAGACAGAUAAGGCCGAUUGGACUUUAUGUGCCCUUUGCUGCCAUGAACAGAUGCUGUCCGGUGAAAACCCGUCUGGAUGUUUCAGUGCAACUUUUUAAAGUUUGUUCAACCAUUAUCCCCAUGAUUUCAAUGGUCAGGUCUGGAUUCUCUGGUUUAGUUUCUGGUAUUUAUUUCGGAAACCUUUUAUUUCAGCCCUCUUCCGACCCCUCGCCCACACAUUGAAAAACAGUUUCACAUGGCAAUAUUUGUUUUUUGUUUUUUUUCUUUUAUUUUUCUUAGUUUUUUUUUAGUUUUUUUUAUAUCGAUUGCGUUGGUUCGAGAAAUAAAACAAUGCUUUCAAAAAA